ACACACCAGCACAUGCACACACACACACACAUAAACACACACAAAGACACAUGCACACACACUGCUAAUUUCACCGUUAAACGCCGUCACCGCUGUUCAAAAUAAACAAAGCGCAAAAAGUAGAAAAAGCGGAAGCAUAAAUAAAUAAAUAAAAAAGAAAUGCAAACAAAAGAAAUAUAAAGAAAACGCAAAAACGAGAAUGAAAAGUUUCGUCUGCUUGGCAACACACGCAACACACGCACUGUAAGGUUGCAACAAUUUAAAUGCUCAAAUAUCAUACAAUCGACACACCCACAACAAGUAUUGCCACCUUCGACAACAACAACAUCAACAUCAACAACUACAACAACAACAACAACAACAACUACAGCUACAAUUACAUCAACAUCAUCAACAACAACAAUAACAACAUCAACAACAACAAUGUACAAGAAAACCAACUGACACAUAUAGAGACAGCAAAACAGCGCAAAGCGACGAGGAAAAACAACGCGAUCGACAACGAAACGAACGUGAGGCCAAAAAGGAAGAGCAGGACGCUAUUAAUUAUAAGCGCGACAAGGAGAACCGAGAGGCGCGUUUGCUGGACUUUGAGAUACGACGCCAGCAAAAGCGUGAGGAGCAGAAUCAGCAGCGACAGCAGCAGCAGCAAUUGCAGCAGCAUCACCAACAACAGCAGCAGCAACAACAGCAGCAGCAGCAGCAACAACAACAGCAGCAGCAGCAACAACAGCAACAACAGAACGAGAAAAGUCCUCCCACAACCUCGUCGCAUUUCCAACAACAGCAACAACAGCAAAAACAACAACAACAACAACAACAGCAGCUGCAACAACAGCAGCAGCAGCAACGUCAACAGUUGCAGCUGCAACAAAGUGUUGCCACACAGUCAAGCACUGCUGUUGGCCAAGUUCAAACGCCGGACACUCCCAAGUUGCAAACGCCGCCGGAUCGAUCGUUGCCACCUGCAUUUCGGAGCCGCUCGAUUGAGCGGGAAAUUUUAUACGAACGCAAACGCUUCUCCGUGCAGGAAUCCGCCGAAUUCAAGGAGGCUUUAAGCACGACACCAUCGCCGCAAACACAAAACUUUACCGGAACGCCGCUAACAGCAUACACGGCGACAUUGGCGGGACCUCCGGCAACAGCGGCAGCUGCGACAGCUGCUAUAAUACCGAUA
Molecule: messenger RNA, 1177 nt
Organism: Drosophila innubila
Lineage: Eukaryota; Metazoa; Arthropoda; Insecta; Diptera; Drosophilidae
Exons: 4
Coding region: 264-1058 (264 amino acids)
Source: RefSeq, a predicted model, not a curated record